This is a messenger RNA of Botrytis byssoidea, 2096 nucleotides long. RefSeq lists its product as uncharacterized. The record is from RefSeq and is a predicted model, not a curated record. Gene Ontology annotation, molecular function: transmembrane transporter activity. Gene Ontology annotation, biological process: transmembrane transport. Gene Ontology annotation, cellular component: fungal-type vacuole membrane. NCBI's taxonomy places the organism in Eukaryota, Fungi, Ascomycota, Leotiomycetes, Helotiales, Sclerotiniaceae. Bases 439 to 1794 code for a protein of 451 amino acids. The transcript has 2 exons.
CCAGAACGGAAACGCUUAGGAUUACUAAGAAACCCUGGGGCGGAUACUGUAGAGCUUGAACCAAUCAGACUAUAUCAUGUUCGUGAAGCUCGCUCUUCCCGGAUUUAAAGAAUUGUCCGUGACAUAUUCUCAUCAUUUCCGAUCGACUCAAUGAGGAAGACGGGGCAAAGAGGAAGGAUCGGCGUCGUCGUCGAUUAUGUCCACACCCCUUGUCAUCAUCUUACGAUGAUAGAAUGUGAAGAUAAAGGAUAGGUGGUUGAUCAUUAUUCAGACUUGUAUGGCCAUCAACAAACUCACAACUAAGAACUUGUUAAACAUUGACCUUCGUAACUUCAUCAAAGUUUGGACGCAAUACCAAGAAACUAUCAAUUUCCGGAUCAUCCCUGCCCGCAAAACAAUCGACGCGAAGCACGGAAUAUCCGCGUUUUCCUAUCCACAAUGGAAUCCACCAAAACCCAUAAGGCUAAGGAUGACCCCACAAGCACCGGCAGACCCGUAGAUUCCGACGUUGACAUCGAGAGAUCAGUGGAGAAGGCGGAAACCAAGAACGAAAGAUUGGAAGCGAUUCAAAGCGAAGCCGAAAAGCAAAAUGCGUUUAUUAUGGAUUUUCCUGAUGGAGGAGCAAAGGCUUGGUCCGUAGCAGCAGGAGCAGCAGGAGUUUUAUUCUGUACAUUCGGAUAUAUAAAUGCUUUCGGUGUUUACCAAGAAUAUUACCAAACCCAUCAACUCUCUCAUCGAACCCCUUCCGAUAUAUCGUGGAUUGGAUCUCUCCAGGUAUUCUUUCUCUUUAGCGGAAGUGCCGUCGGCGGCCCACUUUUCGAUCGUUAUGGAGGGAGAACUAUAUGGCCUGCUGCUCUUUUAUACGCAUUUAGCGUCAUGAUGACUAGUCUCUGCAAAGAGUACUAUCAAUUUAUGCUUGCACAAGGGAUCCUCGGUGGUGUAGCUACUGGCAUGACCAUGGCACCUGGAAUGACAGCUGUUGGUCAAUACUUUAAUAAAAAGAGAGGCGCGGCAAUGGGCAUUACAGUCGCUGGGUCUUCAGUGGGAGGAGUUAUAUUUCCAAUUGCCCUAGCAAAAAUGUUUGCAAACCCAAAAUUGGGAUUCGGAUGGAGUGUUCGGAUCAUAGGGUUCAUCAUGCUUGCAGUCCUUGGGAUCUCUUGUACGACUAUUCGAGCGCGAUUACCCCCUCGAAAAAAAUCAUUUUUCCUUCCAGCGGCAUUCAAGGAGCUUCCUUAUAUCACUCUACUGAUCUCGGCUUUCUUGAUGAUGCUCGGCGUAUUUAUUCCAAUCUUUUACCUCCCAUCUUAUGCCGUUCAAUAUGGAAUGAGCACGGAGCUGGCUUCAUACCUCAUUUCGAUACUGAAUGGCGCUUCUUUCUUUGGUCGUGUUAUUCCCGGUAUUUUGGCAGACAAAAUUGGUCGACUGAAUAUGUUGUGUGCGGUCGGCGUUUCUACUGGAAUAUUAGUGUUUUGCUGGCAAAGUAUUACUUCUAGUGCCGGUAUCAUCGUUUUCGCGGCCAUCUAUGGAUUUUGCUCAGGAGCCAUCGUGUCACUAGUGACUUUGUGUCUUGCAAUGGUCCCUAAGAACCCUCAAAACAUCGGAACCUAUAUGGGAAUGGGUAUGUUCGUCACGGCAUUUGCAGCAUUGAUUGGACCACCUAUCAAUGGUGCACUUGUCGAACAUUACCAUUCUUUUGAUCAAGUUUCGGACUUUAGUGGUGUCGUGGUGUUGGUUGGUGGAUUAUUUGUUCUCGUGAUUAAGGUUGUGGAAGGUGGGAUUCUGAAGAGGGUUUGAUUUCAUGAAUAUUUAUAUCCAGAAACGAAAAGUGCUAUUUUGCUUCGGCGGACGGGGCAGAACGAAAAUGGGAAUAGGUUAUUGUUUACGGCUAUAGAUCACUUUUGACAUGUCUAGAUUGAUUGAUUCAUCUACGGCGCAACAGAUACCCAAGAGCGGUUGCUAUUGUGUUGCGUGGAAAAAUGCUUAUGGGGUUUUGACUACAAUUCACGAUUUCUCUCCUCAUUAUUUUACGAUCAUCUUUAGAAUAGACUUCUUAAUUACAUAGUCGGCAUUUUUAAUUCUCAUCUACACGAAAGUUU